AUGUCUAUGCUGGCAACCAGUGGUAAUCGAACCCACAGAGCAUGUCUCAACUGCAAACGACGCAAGGUAAAAUGUGAUGGGUCCAACCCUUGCCAAAAUUGCAUCAAGCACGAUGUGCAUUGUUCUUAUCAACCAAAAGCGUCAAGAUCAAUAACAAAACUUCGGCCACACUCAUCAAGUCCAGACUACCCACCUUUGUCCUCUUGGUCUUCUCCAUGGCAGCGCUAUUCGCCUCAUAAAUAUCGUUUCCACCGCAGACAUCAAAAUUUGCUCCCAUAUUACCUGGGCAUCGCAUUGAUGAGAACGUUACCAAAGUCCGUGAUAGAAAAACAUUUGUUAAGACCACCCCGCUUGCAAUACUACGGCUGGAAUAUGUCUGGAGGCCAUUACCUUGCACAACGCCAAGUUUCAAAUUCACCCGAUUCUGUACAAUGGCAAUGGGAUUUCUCUGAUCCUAUUCAACAGAAAAUAGUGGAAAAACUCGCACACUAUUAUUUCCAAAAUAUCAACAAGUUUGUCUCAAUUAUUCACGAGCAAGCCUUCUGGCAACAGUUCAAGAGCGGGUUUGUCAACGGUGGUUCACACGGCUCUACCACUUUGUUUGAGUCGAUUCUCAACCUUAUUGUAGCCAUCGCCUUACGCUUCAGCUAUAGUAAAGACAAAAGUGGGGACAAAACGGGAAGAUCGUCUUCUAAUGAAUGCUUGUCACAAGAUGAGAUCCAGUGGGUCGAGUCUCAUGUAAAUCUGGAAGAAUCAUUGUUCGAUUUUGCCUAUACAGUCACUACUAGCCUAUCUUUUGAAUGGGAGUCAUUCGAGCUCAUUCAGUCGUGGCUAUUGAUGGCUUUCUAUUUGAGAACCUGUCAUCGUCAAAUAUCAUGCUGGCAAGCCCUUAAUCGUGCCGUGCAAAUGUGUAAUGGAAUGUCUCUUUUCCUCAACAGAUAUCCUGACCAUCAUAACGCCUACGACGAGUGCAGAGCGAAAAAUUGUUACUGGGCAAGUUUCAUUAUGGACCGCCUGAUUAACUUUCAAAUGGGUCGCGUUCCUGCAUUGGAACUCCCGGGACCAGAAAUGGAAUCCCCCGACACCGCUUCCGAUAGCUGGCUAAGUCCAGAAUCAAUAGCUUUGUACAAGCUUGCCAUUAUAAUAACAGACUGCCAAAAGGCUCACGGUGAAGAGCUUUCAGAUGAAGAAUAUCAAAGCGCGAAAAGUCGACUUAUCGAAUGGCAGGAGAAUGUUGGUUCGUCACUCCAUGAUACCGAGCUUUGCGCACAACAAGUGAUGUUGUGUGGUCUGGACGUCAGGAUAGCUUUGGAAAUUAACGGCCUUUUCAUAUUCCUUGACGUUGAAGAUAGCGACACCCAACUUGAAAAUUUGAUGCGAAAUGCGCCGGCUGUACACCCACCGAAGCUUCUUGAUCUUGUUGAAACGGUUCUCAAUACUAUUGAUUCGAUCGUGACCUCUGGUUUAUUCUUCAGACCAUGGUGGUUAAAUUUAUCAUUAACUUUCACCUCAAGUAUCAUCUCUUUGAUACUAAUUCGCAGCGGAAUACAAAUAUGCAGGGCCAAGUCAUUGCUCGAGCAAAGCUUCAAGACGUGGCGCUAUAUUGAACAUGCAAAGCCCCCAAACCCACCUGGAAUGGCGUCAGAAUGCUUGUGGUGCCUGAAAAUGUUAAAUCAUAUGUUCUGUCAGCAGCUUCAAAUAUCUGCCAAGGAACUUGAGAAUGUUUUUGGCGUUGAUCACACCAAUGACGCCGUGAAUAACAAUAAAUUUCGUCAAUUUGGCAUAGUCGAAAAAGAGCAUUUAAAGUCCGACUCCAUUAAUUUCGAAGUUGACCUUGAGCCACAAUCUUCCCUUGUUUACAGUAACGAGGACUUACUUGCUCAUUUGCAAUGGUUUGACCAAUGGUUGGAUGUCGACAAUCUCGGCACAAUGCUGUGA
Lachancea lanzarotensis is the source of this 1938-nucleotide messenger RNA. RefSeq names its product LALA0S02e00606g1_1 (gene STB4). The record is from RefSeq and is a predicted model, not a curated record. Gene Ontology annotation, biological process: DNA-templated transcription; positive regulation of transcription by RNA polymerase II. NCBI's taxonomy places the organism in Eukaryota, Fungi, Ascomycota, Saccharomycetes, Saccharomycetales, Saccharomycetaceae. Gene Ontology annotation, cellular component: nucleus. The transcript has a single exon. Gene Ontology annotation, molecular function: zinc ion binding; DNA-binding transcription factor activity, RNA polymerase II-specific; sequence-specific DNA binding. Bases 1 to 1938 code for a protein of 645 amino acids.